Molecule: messenger RNA, 3681 nt
Organism: Dinoponera quadriceps
Lineage: Eukaryota; Metazoa; Arthropoda; Insecta; Hymenoptera; Formicidae
Product: nitrogen regulatory protein GLN3-like
Exons: 8
Coding region: 262-2049 (595 amino acids)
Biological process (GO): cell fate commitment; negative regulation of transcription by RNA polymerase II; positive regulation of transcription by RNA polymerase II
Cellular component (GO): nucleus
Molecular function (GO): RNA polymerase II cis-regulatory region sequence-specific DNA binding; DNA-binding transcription factor activity, RNA polymerase II-specific; zinc ion binding
Source: RefSeq, a predicted model, not a curated record
AACGUCCCGAUGGCUUGCUGGGACUCUCCGACUAGGAACUCGUCCACCUUUGUAUGUCGUGAUACGCGACGGUGCGUGUACUGGUGCCGCUGACAAUGAGCCGCGGCGGUGACUGUGAUAAGUGAUUCGCGUAAGGCCAUCCUCGUUGCUGAACGCGUAUAUAGUGGCAGUGGAGAAAGAUCGCACGUCGACCGCUGAUAGAGUUCAUCUCUUGAUGAUUCGCGCUUUACGUGGGCCGCAGGCAAGCCGGAACUCGCAAUUAUGUACGAGGUACCGUCGAAGUUCUACGAGCUGUGUCGCCUUUGUUUAUCGUCGGACGGUGUCAAGUUGUCCAUAUUCGAGCAGGAGGGCGCCCAGCGAAACUUCGCCGAGAAGAUACUGACAUGUCUGUCGCUCACAGUGAAGGAUGGUGAUUCCCUACCACCAAGUCUCUGCCAUCGGUGUGUAUCUAAGUUGGAUACAUUGCACAGCUUUCGUGAGGCAUCGCACAAGUCUGACAUUAUACUCAAACAGUACCUGGAUUAUGCCAAGAAACUGUCUCACGACGAGCAGAUAAAGUCUUUCUCCACUGCCAAAGUAGCGGGUGUAAACCCUCUGCAAUCGUUCCUCCAAUUGAGCAAAACACUGUUCAGUGAGGAGCCUAACUCCGAGCCGGCCAGCAUUAAUCAAAACGUAAUACCUCAAAUACAAACGCAUCGUCUGGAAUUGCAUAACGACGACAUGCCAGAGUUGUACAAUGUUAAGUGCGAGCCAGGGGACGACACCUGCUCCAACAGUUCGGAUCCCGACCGAUUGGAGAUCGAGGAUCGUGACGAACAAGAUACCGAGAGCGAAGAAAACGGUUACGAGACGAGCAGCAUCAGCAAGAGAGCUAAACUAGAGAGCAAUCAGGAUGACUCCGAGCCUAACACAGCCAAUUGUAGCCCGGUUAAUCGGAUGGACACUCCGGAGAGCAAUUGUUCCGACACCAACAUUGACCAGGAAACGACUAAGUUGUGGCAAGCCCUAGCUAACAAUAGAAGCUUGGAAAUUACUCGGACGAACGGCGAUAAGCUGAACAAUGGAUUUACCGGCGAAGCGACCAAUCUGCUGCGCACUUUGAUCAACAAUAGGCAGAUCGGUAUUACAACAGUUGAUUCGGAUAAGUUAUCUUCGCAAGUCAGAUUUUACAGGGAUAUCCAAGGGACUACCAUAGAGCGUACCAUGUCCGAUUGUCCUGUGCUCGGUAAUCGUACCAAUGUAACAGCUUUAGAAAAUAAGAGUGCCUCGAUAGACAGUAAUCCGUCUAGCCCCGCCAGCAUCAGUCGUAAGGAAACGACAACGACGAAAGGUCGCAGGAAACAGAGUUACCCGAGCAAGGCUCCGGCGAGUCCGGACGUCGUUACCGCGUAUCAGCAUGAACACAACGAAGAACAAGCGCAGGAUUUCACCACGUGGUCCAACAAGAUUAAGAGCAAGAUGGUGGACGAGCAGAAACAACAGUUCGACCAACAGAGUAGCAACGUUGCGAAGAAGGUCGAGAUGACCUGCUCGAAUUGCGGCACCAUGACGACGACUAUCUGGAGAAGAAACAUGAAGGGCGAGAUGGUGUGCAAUGCUUGCGGGCUGUAUUACAAGCUACACGGCAUUAAUCGUCCGGUUACCAUGCGGAGGGACACCAUACAUACACGCAGGCGCAGACCCAAAGGCGAGAAACCAACGAGGCACAGAAAGAAAGGAAACACGAUCUUAGCGCCUCAAGGAGCGGAACAAAUGGAUCGCGAUGACAGUAUGAUGGAGGCACUUCGACGACAAAUUCAGCCCCAUCUGAUGAUGGCGUUGACGCCCCCGCGUAUAGCCGCUGGUCAUCCGCCUCCGCCUACCGCUCAACUCAAUUACUCAUUACCUUUGCCUGGUUACAUGAUUCACCAACAUGUGAAAGCCGAUGGUACGCGUAUGCAGCGGCACUUGUCCGUGGACACCGAGGAAGCAGAAGAAGGUGACGAGGAGAACGUUUCCGAUGUUCCCUUGAAUUUGGUGGCGACUUCGCUCUCGGAUCAGGCGCAUUGAGAGAGUCGACUUUCACGGCUAGGUAUGCUUAUGGAAGCUUUCUAGACGACGCAGUCCGUUCGACGGGUCUCCGUUUCUUUCUGCUAAGAAAUAGCGGGUCGUUUUAUGACGGACGCGGUAGAUCGCGACGGUGUUACGAAGAGAGCCACUACUCUCUCGCUCAGCGCGCACGAUGAAACGAGAUGAUAUUAAUUACGCAGUAUUAAUUAUUCAUGAUGUACAUACACCACACACACACACAACACACACACACACACACACACACACACACACACAAAAGUAGACAAACAGACACGUUGUACGUGUACGCACGUACGCAUGCAUACACACACAUACAAACAUACAUUCACACGUAACACGUACACAGGACCGACGAACACACAGAGACACAUAUAAGAAAAUAUUUUUAUACAAAAUUUUGUACGCUCGUCCGUUGUACAUACAUGUGCCGCGGAACUACCCGUGGUGCCUCUCGGAGACGCUCGUCGUUGUCGUCGUUAUCGCCGUCGUCUGGUUUUGAUCGGGGGUUUUACAGUGACGGCGACGGCGACGGCCUCUCCAAUGGCGUACCUGCAAGGUCGUUUUGACUUUCAACAUUCAUCUGCAUUACGCUCCAAAUUUGAAGGUCCUCUCGAACUUUUAUACCGUUGCACCAUGAAUGUUGGAUUUUUCAUUUUAUUUUAAAUACAAGUGGUAUAUUGGUUACUACUACUUGACGAUAUCGAGUAUUAUAAUGUUUUUUCUAACUUAAAUAUUUAUAUUUUACAACGGGGGUUUGCGUUGAUUAAGUUAUUUCAAUUGACGGCUAAUUGUCGUUCUAUUAUUUUUGAAAAAUAUGGAUAUUUCUCGAAAUCGAAUCUCUUUUUACAGCUUUUUUAUAUAGGAGUCUCAUUAUAUAAUCGAAAUAUGUUUUAUCGUAAUUAAUUCACUUUUUCCAAUAAGUUACGAAAUAAGACACUCGAUACUGAAGACCAAGAACCGCUUGGUCAGGAAAUCUAAGAUCUAGAGUAUGAUAGGGAAAUGUGAAAAAGAAUAUACGAUAUUAUGGCUGAUUGGUACAAGGUACCAAUAACAUAACAUUGGUUUAUUAAUUCUAAUAGAAGUUAUAUCGACUAAAAAGUGAAAAACUCAAUACAAUACAAUAGAAGUCAAUUUCAAACCUGUUUAAUGUUUCAUUGCAAUUUCGAAGUUUCCAAAAUUAAAAUCAUUUGAUUUUAGGCGACACAGUAAAUUAAUUUUUUGUUGAAAGGGAAACAAAUUUGAUCAACAUUUAACGCAAAAUGAGACAUUUUAAUUGAGUGUUUUAUUUCAGUUGAACACACAUACACAAUAGAAAAUUGGUGUGUUCAACGUGUUAUGACCAAACACGAAUAGAAGAAGUAAUUUCUUUAUUUCACGUGUAUAAGAGACACGGAUGAAAAAUUCAACGAAAGAUCCUGCAUUUCAUACGCAACAUCUUAACGUGUUUGUCCGAUGACGAAAAAAUUUGAGCGGUUGACAAUAAAAUAUAGAAAAAGAUUGGCGCAAUAGGAAACUUCGGGGCCUGAAUAAAAUGCAGCAUGCUAGCAGCUAUGUCACAGACGUGCCUCCUCUCUUCUUCGUUAUUCGGAGGAUGCACUCGCGAAGCCUUAA